AUGCCCAAAAAGGCUCCUACUUGUGUUAAUGGGGGGUCUUUAUUUGCUGUUGCAUGUUCACCUUCAUCACCUUUUGUAGGUAAAGUUGGAAUGCAAAGAAGAGAAGGAAAUUAUUCAUUGCUUUCGUUUGGUGUGAAGUCUGUGGACACCAAGGGUAUUGUAACGGAAAUGGGGGCAAAGGUUGAUGCUUCACAAGAUUUAUCUGCAAUGCUACCAUUUGUGGUGGCUCUUACUGCUGUUGCUGCUCUUUCUCACCCUUCAACUUUCACUUGGGUGUCAAAGGAAUUAUAUGCUCCAGCACUUGGAGGUAUAAUGUUUUCUAUUGGAAUUAAACUCUCCUUUGAUGAUUUUGCUCUUGCAUAUAAAAGACCUGUGCCAUUAUCUGUCGGCUUUAUUGCACAGUAUGUGCUGAAACCGGCACUUGGGGUGUUUGUAGCACGCUCAUUUGAGAUGUCACCGGUGUUCUAUGCAGGUUUUGUUCUCAUGUCUUGUGUUGCAGGAGCUCAGCUAUCGAGCUACGCCAGUUUCUUGAGCAAAGGAGAUGUGGCAUUGAGCAUUCUCUUGACCAGCUCGACUACCAUUGCAUCUGUUCUUGUUACUCCUUUCUUAACAGGCCUUCUCAUUGGCUCUUUCAUUCCAGUCGAUGCAGUAGCUAUGGCAAAAUCAAUUUUACAGGUUUUAUUAAACGAAAAUAGAUCUGAUACGUGGUUAAUUUACUUUGUUUUGCUGUUGAAUUUUCUGUUUUACCAGGUGGUUCUUGCUCCAGUGACUCUUGGCUUAGUGCUGAACGCUUAUGCCAAACCAGUUGUAUCUGUUAUACAACCUGUGAUGCCAUUGGCUGCAAUGUUUUGUACCUCAAUGUGCAUUGGAAGCCCUCUUGCUAUAAAUAGGAGCCAAAUUCUUUCUGCUGAGGGUCUAAGAUUGGUCUGCCCUGUAUUGUCUUUUCAUGUCGUGGCAUUCAUCUUGGGCUAUUGGUUCUCAAAAAUUCCCCCUUUGAGGUAG
Molecule: messenger RNA, 1002 nt
Organism: Olea europaea var. sylvestris
Lineage: Eukaryota; Viridiplantae; Streptophyta; Magnoliopsida; Lamiales; Oleaceae
Product: probable sodium/metabolite cotransporter BASS3, chloroplastic
Exons: 3
Coding region: 1-1002 (333 amino acids)
Cellular component (GO): membrane
Source: RefSeq, a predicted model, not a curated record